Messenger RNA from Durio zibethinus, 2545 nucleotides. Lineage: Eukaryota; Viridiplantae; Streptophyta; Magnoliopsida; Malvales; Malvaceae. The record is from RefSeq and is a predicted model, not a curated record.
CCACUCCACUUGGCAACUAAUACGUGAUGAAUUUUGCCCUGAUCUUUGUGGGCCCCAUUGGCUCAGACAGGAACUAUCACGGAUUAGAUUUCUGCCGAUUUCGACGGAUGAGAUGAUGGAUCAUAUAUCUGAAACGAAUUAUGACACGGAAAAGGGCGACGUCUCGUAAUGAACAACUCCGGGGGUAAAAUCGUAAGGAUACACGACAUGAUUUUUUUUUAAAAAAGCCCAAAUUCCAAACUGAAAGUCAAGAGCCGGAGCCGAAUUUCUUUGGGUAAAAGCCCAUUAAAUUUCAAGACUGAGCCCAGGAGGCCCAAAUACCAUUUGUUAGUCUGAUUUCUGAUUUCUCACUUACCUCUGUUCCAAAUCAAAUGAUUUUCUUUCUUCUUCUUCCUAAAACCCUAAAAAGCAAUGUUUUCUUUGCAACUCUUCCCCGCAAACCCUAAGCCCACUUUUUUGAACACCUCAUUUAAACCCCUUUUAAAUCCACAAGCCUUAAAAUGUCCAAAACCCUACCCAAAAUCAAAGCACACCCUGAUUUCAUCAGUCCUUCAAUGGAAUAGAAAGCCUGAGCUGGCGGGCGAGACCCCGCGCGUGGUUGUUAUAACAUCCGGAAAAGGCGGGGUCGGCAAAACCACAACCACUGCCAAUGUCGGACUUUCCUUAGCCCGCCUCGGAUUCUCCGUAGUGGCCAUUGACGCCGACGUUGGCCUCCGUAACCUAGACCUCCUCUUAGGUCUCGAGAACCGUGUGAAUUACACGGUCGUGGAGGUACUCAAUGGUGAUUGCCGACUGGACCAGGCAUUGGUUCGAGACAAGCGCUGGUCAAACUUCCAAUUGCUUUGCAUUUCCAAACCCAGAUCGAAACUCCCCAUCGGAUUCGGUGGGAAAGCGUUGGUUUGGCUAGUCGACGCUCUGAAAGCGCGUGAGGAAGGGUCUCCGGAUUUCAUACUGAUAGAUUGUCCGGCGGGGAUUGAUGCAGGGUUUAUAACGGCAAUAACGCCAGCAAACGAGGCGGUGUUGGUGACGACGCCGGACAUAACUAGCUUAAGAGAUGCGGAUAGAGUGACGGGGCUGUUAGAAUGUGAUGGGAUAAGGGAUAUAAAGAUGAUAGUGAACAGAGUGAGGACGGAUAUGAUAAAGGGAGAAGAUAUGAUGUCGGUUUUGGAUGUGCAAGAGAUGUUGGGGUUGGCAUUGUUAGGGGUGAUUCCCGAGGACUCCGAGGUUAUUAGAAGCACCAAUAGAGGGUAUCCGCUUGUUCUGAAUAAGCCGCCCACGCUUGCUGGAUUGGCGUUUGAGCAGGCUGCUUGGAGGCUUGUUGAGCAGGAUAGUAUGAAGGCCGUUAUGGUUGAGGAGCCCAAAAAAGGUGGAUUUUUCUCAUUUUUUGGAGGGUAGGGACAAGGGGGAGCUUGUUGGUUGGGCGUUAGGAUGGGGGACUCCAGAGUUGAUCUUGCUGAGGACUGAGGAGCUAUGUACAGUGAUUAAAGGUUGGUUGCCUUUGAAUUCUUGCUAGUGAUUUGAACUUUCUUUUGGUAGAUAACUAGAAUUGCAGGGUUUGUGUUGCAUUUAGAUGAGUAAAUUGUUGAUUGAAAAUUUUGUUGGUGUGAAUAUAUUGUUGUUUCAAGAUUUAGUUUUUUGUACCUAUUAAGUUGAAACAUUUUAAUUGCUCAAUCUCUUGAAUCUGAUCAAUGAAUCAAAAUCAUUUCACCGUCACAGAUUGUUAUUUUAAGCUUGUCUUCAAAAGAUUAAUAUGUUUCUAGAAUUUGUUGAAUUAUUUGGUUGUUUUCUUUUCCAUUUUUUUUUUGGAGUGAAUUCAUGUGUCUUAGUUUAUCUGAUUCAGUAUCGGAACUUGUUCUUAUCUGAUGCGUUGAUAUAUAGAUGAUUCAAAUUGUAACCGAUCAUUGACCAUGUUAUAAUCAAACACAAGACAAUAUGAUAACAGAGUAAUGCCAGAGAGAAUAAUUAAAAGAAAAUAAAUGCAUUUCGUUCAGUAUUUGGAUACAGCUCUUGCUUUUGCACUAAAACUCGUCGCUGUUCUGAACUUCUGAUAUUUGCAUAUUCGAAACUGUUUGAUAAACAGUUAUAAUCUAGGAGCUUUAGAUUCCCUCACUACACUUUCAUGGUCUUCAAAGCUUCAUCGUUAGAAGCAGGGUACAAAUUUUCUUUGCUAUGGUCUACUAGAGAACUUUACAACAAAACCCUUUCCCGUCGUCUUCAAAGAGCAUCAGGUUUGAUAUGCAGUAGGCAGUGACUUUGUCACUAACUUCUUCCCUAGUUACAAUUCUGGCAAUCCAGUUUUCUUUGAUUACCUGCUCCAAGGGUCAAAAUAACAAUUUGUCAAAGAUUAUUCUUGGGUAUCUCAAGUGAUAAUUUAUCAAUCACAUCCUCCUGUAAAAUGCCAUGGAACAUGAGUAUAAGACCUUGUAAAAACAAAUUUAGCUAAGGUAACAAAUUGUUCUCUUAUUAGUUAAUAAUCUAGAACUGCGUUUUUUGACCGAGUAGCUCUUGAUUUCAUUAGUUGAAAUCAGUUUGUCAAAAUUAAGCA